Messenger RNA from Cajanus cajan (pigeon pea), 2037 nucleotides. Its product is annotated as cytochrome P450 710A1. Gene Ontology annotation, biological process: sterol metabolic process. NCBI's taxonomy places the organism in Eukaryota, Viridiplantae, Streptophyta, Magnoliopsida, Fabales, Fabaceae. The record is from RefSeq and is a predicted model, not a curated record. Gene Ontology annotation, molecular function: oxidoreductase activity, acting on paired donors, with incorporation or reduction of molecular oxygen; iron ion binding; monooxygenase activity.
CACCUCCCACCAGAGACCCACCGGGCCUUACUAGCUCUUGUCGUCCUAAUUUUCUUUAUUUAUCUCCCUCCUUCUUCUCUUCUUCUAUCCAUAUUCCAUACCUACCCCUUCCCCCUGAAACCCCAUAUUUUGACUUGAAAUCUCACCAUUUUUGACUUCACUCCACAUUCACACCUACCUUAUUGCCCUUCCAGCAGAAUAAAAUCCUUAAUCCUCUUGUGCUGCAUUGCUAUUGUUAUUGCUAUUGCUAUGACUACUACACUCUUACCCUUCUCCUUCACGGAGCUAACCUCGUACCUCCUAUGCUUCAUCCUCCUCCUAAUUCUCCUGGAACAGAUCUCGUACCUAGCCAAGAAGGGUUCAAUCCCAGGGCCAUCCCUGGUGGUACCCUUCCUGGGCAACGCAAUCCCAUUGGUCCGAAACCCCACCAGCUUCUGGGACCUGCAAUCCUCCCUGGCCAAGUCCACCCCCCUAGGAAUCUCUGCCAACUACAUAAUCGGAAACUUCAUCGUGUACAUCAGAGACACCGAACUCUCCCACAAAGUCUUCGCCAAUGUCAGGCCCAACGCCUUCCACCUGGUGGGCCAUCCCUUCGGGAAGAAGCUCUUCGGCGAACACAACCUCAUCUACAUGAUGGGCCAGGACCACAAAAACCUCCGCCGUCGGAUCGCCCCCAACUUCACCCCCAAAGCCCUCUCCACCUACACCGCACUCCAGCAGAUUAUAAUCCUAAACCACCUCAAGUCCUGGGUCUCCCAGUCCCAGUCCCAGUCCCAGGCCCAGGCCCAGGCCCAGGCCCAUAAUUCCAUCCCCAUCCGCAUUCUCGCCCGCGACAUGAACCUCGAGACCUCCCAGACUGUCUUCGUGGGCCCCUACCUGGGCCUAAAAGCCCGCGAGCGCUUCGAGAGGGAUUACUUUCUUUUCAACGUUGGCUUAAUGAAGCUCCCGAUUGACUUCCCCGGCACCGCCUUCCGAAACGCCAGGCUCGCCGUCGAUCGCCUCGUCGGAACCCUAGCCACGUGCACGGAAAUGAGCAAGGCAAGGAUGAACAAAGGGGAAGAGCCUUCCUGCUUAAUCGAUUACUGGAUGCAGGAUACCUUGAGGGAGAUCCAGGAGGCCGGAGAGGCGGCGCCACCCUUCUCCACCGACGCCGAGAUCGGCGGCCACCUCUUCGACUUCCUCUUCGCGGCGCAGGACGCCUCCACGUCGUCGCUGCUGUGGGCGGUGGCGCUGCUGGACUCGCACCCGGAGGUGCUCGCCAAGGUGCGCGCGGAGGUCGACGGAAUCUGGUCGCCGGAGUCGGAUUCGCUGAUUAGCUCGGAGAUGCUCCGGGAGAUGAAGUACACGCAGGCGGUGGCGCGUGAGGUGGUGAGGUUCCGGCCGCCGGCGACUCUGGUGCCGCACAUCGCGGCGGAGAGGUUUGAGUUGACGGAGACGUACACGGUGCCGAAGGGAGCGAUCGUGUUUCCGUCGGCGUUCGAGUCGUCGUUUCAGGGGUUCACCGAACCGGACCGGUUUGAGCCGGACCGGUUCUCGGAGGAGAGGCAAGAGGACCAAAUAUAUAAAAGAAACUUUCUUGCGUUCGGGGCUGGGCCCCACCAGUGUGUGGGUCAAAGGUAUGCGUUGAAUCACCUUGUUCUCUUCAUUGCGAUGUUCGCCACGUUGAUCGAUUUCAAGAGGGACAGAACCGACGGUUGUGAUGAGAUCGCCUAUGUGCCUACCAUUUGCCCCAAAGACGAUUGCAGGGUCUUUCUCUCUAAGCGCUGCGCACGGUAUCCUUCCUUCCCUGCCGUCGAGGACCUUGUCAAAUGACCGCAAUGCCCUUCUUAGUUGUUGUUGUUCCAAGCAGGUUAUCCAUUUUUUAUUAAAUUUCAUUUCUGCUUUGUGUUUAGCCGCCACAAAAUUGUGUUGACUUUUUUUCUUAAAUUUGUUUUUUAUAAUGUUGCAAUUCUUGUAAGAGUUCGUGUAUGUGAAUGUGAGAGGUCAUUGGAUGGUGGAUGAUUGGUUGGUUAUUAGCAAUCAAAUAAAACGAUGAAA